AUGGCGCCAACUAACAAAGCCAGAGCAGCAGGUGUCAGCGCGAGUUCUUUCUUCGACCUCAAAGCAGAAAUCGCAAAGAAAGAAGAUGAAUUUGCUCGGACCAAGGCUGCAGGAGGCAGUAAAUACACGGUGGGAGGGGUCAAGAGGCCUGACAAGAAACCGACUGUAUGGACUCGCUCCAAUAAAGGCGUUCAAAAUCGUGCCGCGCGCGACAUAGAACUGGAAGAAGUCAGUAAGGUGACUAUCGAGUCCGGGCGAGCUGUAUUGGAGAGGAAGGCGAAAAUCUACGAGAAACUGCGGAAGGGAAAAUCUGGUGGCCUUACUGACAAGCAGUACGAGGCUUUGCUCGUCGAUUUCGACUCUCGAGGACCUAGUGAUCAUUUUGAGUCGGACAGCGAUGAUAUGGAUGAAUCAUUGACGGUUCCUCAACAGCCUCAAGACGACGAUGACCCAAUCAUUGAAUACGAAGAUGAAUUUGGAAGACAACGAACAGGACGCAGGUCCGAAAUCCCUCGGCACUUACUUCCGCGUACUGAAGAUACAGAACCAAUACCGGAUGAGGACAAGGACGUCAUUUACAAUCCCGUCAAUUACUUCCCAGUGUUCGAACCUUCCGCAGAGCGUAUCCAAGCAGUUCAAGAGGCUUACUCGGAAGCCAAUAAUCCAUUGUCUUCUCACCUACGAUGCUUCAAAGGAGACGAGGAGACGAGGAAACAACAAAUGGAAGAACUGCGGUCAGCUAGGAUGGAGACUGAGAAGACAAGACAAGACACCGGAGCAGUGGAUCUUAAACCGGGAGAGGUGGAGGGCAUGCGGGACGAUAGCACUGGUGCGGGCGUGUCGAGGAGCAGGGCGAUGGAGAAGCGGAAGAGAGACAUUGAGGAAAGGCGAAAGAUAUUAGAUGCGAAGCGGAGAAAGGUCAAAGGUGACGAAACCCCCGCAGGCCGAGGUUUUGAGCCCGAUACUUCACAAACUGUGACGUUGGAAGUGCAGGACACAUCUGAACCGUUUGCGGCGCUGGAGAGGCAGGUAACUGAUGCUUCGGACCGACCCAACAGAAAAGGCAAGCAGAAAGGGACUAAUGACUCGGAACCAAAGACAGAGGCAGACGACUUCUUGGCCCAGUUAGAGCGGGAAAUAUUAGGAGGUCGUUAA
This is a messenger RNA of Suillus subalutaceus, 1155 nucleotides long. RefSeq lists its product as uncharacterized. The record is from RefSeq and is a predicted model, not a curated record. The transcript is spliced from 6 exons. Lineage: Eukaryota; Fungi; Basidiomycota; Agaricomycetes; Boletales; Suillaceae. Bases 1 to 1155 code for a protein of 384 amino acids. Gene Ontology annotation, cellular component: nucleus.